CCUAUCACUGCUUAAUCUUCACCUUGAAAAUGUUAUUAUCAUGUUUGUACAAACGCAUUCAUAUGUCUAUAUAUAUAUAGAUAGAUAUGCAUGUGUAUGAUUUUAGAUAUAUGCAUAGAGAAAGUGAUUUCAUUGAUUGACUACUUUUGAGGGAAAUGAGCUGAAGCUACAAACUUUCAUACUAUGUAUUAACGGAGCGUAUUUUGAGACACUCAACGUAGGAGGCAGCGAGCACUUUGCCAUUUCAGCUGCAUAGAGAGAACACAAAUUAUUUUACUAUCAUACUACUUUCUUACACAACUUACUUUUUAAAGAUUAAUUACAUCAAAAAGAAUAAUAAUCUUUAAGGUAAUAUAUAUAAGUGAAGUGACAAUCUUUCAUUUUUAUACAUUAUCUAAAAAAAGUAAACAUUUCCCCGAAGAGAGAAAGUGAAAAGUUCCAGUAACCACGCGCCGUAUUUAUCUAAGUUAGCAGCGGAUUCGAAUUCGGAUUUCUUAUGGAUUCACGGAACGCCUUGUACCACCCGAUAACAUACGCGUGGUUACUGUUCUUAUUGUUUUUUUUGGUGUAACUGUUCUUAUUGUUAAGAACCACUAAAUAUAUUGUUUCCCCAAUGGGAGUGGGAAAAUGCUGGUUUAUACAUUAUCUAUAUACAUUAUUAAUAGUUAAUCACUGAAAUAUGUUAAUUGUGAAAGAGAUAAGACUUUUGAAAAUUCGUAAAGAUUGUUAUAUACUUUAUUUUGUGUUAUGUUGUCCCAAGGUGUUCAGCUACCCAUUGUUUUUUUUCUCAACCUCAAUUAAAACUUAAUCAAUUAAUAAUGUGUAGCUAUGUUUGUAUAAACUAUAAACUAAUGUUUUAGUUGAGAGUUGUUGAGUAGAAGAAAAAGAUGAACAAUGGAAAAACUAAAUGAAGUAAUAAAUUAAAAGACGAUUAAUAUUUAGGCAAUGGAUACUAUGAUAACGAGGUGGCUCGAACUUGAAAGAAAGGUGUAUUGGUUACUUUUGCCAUGAUGAGUCAUGGAAAUAUAGUUACAUUACUAUUUACUAAUUUGGCUACAACUAGUAACAUUCAGUUAUUCUGCUCGGAUUAAUUAAAAAUAAGUUGCAUACGUGUAUGCUUUAUAAUAUACUAUGAUCUGCCAAUUACUGUGUUAAUUUGUUAUUAUUUUAGUGAGUUGAACAAGUACUUGUUCUUAUAGAAUUAUCUACAAUAAAUAUGACAAAAACUUAAUAUUCUAUUCAAGUAUUUGAUAAAAGCAUUUUUCAAAAAAAAAAGUAUUUGAUAAAAGCUAUGCAAAUGCCAAAUUCUAUGUUAUUCCCUCUUGAAUUUUGAAAGGAUCUUUUUUUUUAUCAAAAACAAAUUGUCAUAUUAUCGUUAUUUAAUAAACCAUGUAUAUAAACGCAUAUUGUACAUUCACCCAGUGUAGUUUUUAAUUCAAUCUCUUUAUUUAUCCAAUUUUUUAAAAAAAAAUGUAUGGCAAGAGUAUCCUAUUAUUCUUUUUUUAAACAGUAUCCUAUUAUUCAAUAGUAGCAAAUUGAUCAUAAAUCUCUUGUAUGUCAUUGUUUAGAUAUUCGGCGAGGUGGUUUGAUUAAAUAUUCAUAUUCUCUUCUUACCAAAAAGAAUGAAGUUCAAAGAAAACACUACUCAUUUUUUUUUUGUCAAACAAAACACUACUCAUUUUAAUCCAAUAAAUACAGCGUAGAUAUUAUAUUAUUUUGUUUUUAUAUUCAAGAAAACCUUAUGAUUCAACUUUCGAGAUAAAAAUAUUGUAAUGGGAAAACGAUCGUGCGCUCCAUUUGUUGAACCUCGGCGCUCGACCCCACACAUCAAUUAUAACGCUAACUAAAUUUUUUAUAUAAAAUGAUAGGUUUAAAGAAAAUUAUCUUAGAGUGUGACUGGCAUUAAAAAAAAGUAAAAACAGAGCCCGGAAUAAAUUUUUUAUUUCACUUAACCAAGAGAAAUACAUUACUGUAUUUUUAUUCCACUUUUUUUUUGGGGCUAAAUAAAUAUUUAUUCUGAUUAAACAAAAAUAGUGUAAAUCACCUGAAUAGUUUGUUACUCCAAUUUAUUAUCGUCCAUUGUGUCAUUUAAUCACAUUCUUGACCAACCAAAUAUUGAUGCCAGAAUAAGAAUACCGUGGUAACUUAUUAAAAACUAUAUGUUUAACGAUUUUCUAUGGACUAUGGUUUAAGUUUUUUCUUUUUCCUUAUAAAUUUAAUUUUUUUAUAUUCAUGAGAACUCUAGUAAUGUUAAGUAGUUCAUUUAAUGAUUAUACAAAAUUGGCCAUACGCAUUAUUAUGACAAAAUCUCUGUCAAAGUGUAAGUUAAAAUAAUCUUCUUACCAAAAAAACGUUAAAAAUGUCGAUCGAAAUAAAACCUAGAAUACAUAUUCUAAUCCUAUUUGUAAUAAGACUUUUGUAAUAUAUAUAUAUAUAUAUAUGUAUUAUAUUAGUUAAUAUCUACAUAUGCAUCCACUUGUUAUAUAAGUUAGCUUACAUUACAUCUUUUCUCUUUCUUGCUUAUAGCAUCAUUCUUUGUCGUGUUCUUUUAUUUAACCUUUCUUUGUCUUGUGUUUCCUCACAACACUUUGUAAAAGUGUUUUAAAAUCAAGAUCUGAAAAUCUUAUCUCCUCUAUUAGAAUUUGCUAAUCUUCUCGUUCUAAACAAUCACUUAUAUUUCUAUAGGGCUUCCCUUUUGGAAUAUAUAAUCAGAUACAAUCUAUUUAGGGUUUUAAUGGCGAAUCCAUGGUGGACAGGACAAGUGAAUCUCUCCGGCCUCGAAACGACGCCGCCGAGUUCCUCUCAGUUAAAGACACCAGAUCUCCACAUCUCCAUGAAUAUGGCCAUGGACUCAGGUCAUAACAACCACCACCAUCAUCACCAAGAAGUCAACACCAACAACAACAACGAAGACGAUAGAGACAACUUGAGCGGCGACGACCACGAGCCACGUGAAGGAGCCGUGGAAGCUCCCACGCGCCGACCACGUGGACGUCCUGCUGGUUCCAAGAACAAACCAAAGCCACCAAUCUUUGUCACGCGUGACUCUCCAAACGCUCUCAAGAGCCAUGUCAUGGAGAUCGCUAGUGGGACUGACGUCAUCGAAACCCUAGCUACUUUCGCUAGGCGGCGCCAACGUGGCAUCUGCAUCUUGAGCGGUAACGGCACGGUGGCUAACGUCACACUCCGUCAACCAUCAGUGGCUCCCGUUGCAGCUGCCCCUGGUGGUGCGGCUGUAUUGGCGUUACAAGGGAGGUUUGAGAUUCUUUCUCUAACCGGUUCUUUCUUACCUGGACCGGCUCCACCUGGAUCCACUGGUUUAACUAUUUACUUAGCUGGUGGUCAAGGUCAGGUUGUUGGAGGAAGCGUGGUGGGGCCAUUGAUGGCUGCUGGUCCGGUGAUGCUAAUCGCUGCCACGUUUUCUAAUGCGACUUAUGAGAGAUUACCUUUGGAUGAGGAAGAAGCGGCUGAAAGAGGUGGCGGUGGAAGCGACGGAGGAGUGGUUCCAGGGCAGCUCGGGGGCGUAGGUUCCCCGCUGAGUAGUGGUGGCGGUGGAGGCCAUGGGAACCAAGGACUUCCCGCGUAUAAUAUGCCCGGAAAUCUUGCUUCUAAUGGCGGUGGAGGAGGACAGAUGAGCGGCCAAGAAGCUUACGGUUGGGCUCAAGCUAGGUCAGGAUUUUAACGUUAAGAUGGCUUUUUAUUUACAGCAGUUAACAAUAAAUAAUUACGUUGAUGUCUAUUAUGAUAAUGAUGAUGAAAACUAGUUGCUACCAGUGAGCUAUAUAGUGUGUGGGUACAUUAUAUUAUGUUCUCUUGACUAUAUUAUAUAUGCUAAAUUUCACUUACUUGUGUGUGGUUUAUGAUCUUUUAUUAGAAGAUUUUCUCUUUGUUGGAUUCUUCAUUUGUUUUUAUAAUGAAGUUAUGUGUGCAUAUAUGUAUGUGACUGAUCCUGAUUGAAUCUUUAAAGUUGGUCAUGUUUUCCAUGUAUAUGAAUAGCACUAUAUAGGCUAUAUAUAAUUGGUUUUAUUUUGUAUGUUUGCAUGCAUUUAUUGACACCUGAUUGACAAUUAACAACAAGCCUUACACUCACCUGGCCUCGUUUAAAAUAAGUUGGUUUAAUUUUGCUACAAUUUAUCUA
Brassica rapa (field mustard) is the source of this 4138-nucleotide messenger RNA. RefSeq names its product AT-hook motif nuclear-localized protein 19. Gene Ontology annotation, cellular component: nucleus. Gene Ontology annotation, molecular function: minor groove of adenine-thymine-rich DNA binding; DNA-binding transcription factor activity. The record is from RefSeq and is a predicted model, not a curated record. Lineage: Eukaryota; Viridiplantae; Streptophyta; Magnoliopsida; Brassicales; Brassicaceae.